AUGUUAUGCCAGCAUAUUGGUAGCAGAAACCAAGCAAAGGCUUGCAUAAUCUUACGGCAGAUUGAAAGUAGAUUGAGAGCAGAACUUGAUUCAAGCAGACUUGUUCGGUUUCUGCCACCAAUCUGCUGGCAUAGCCUGUCAACAGGCUUUGUCGACAAAUCCUAUUCAAAUGCGGACACAGAUGGCUAUGGUUUUAUAAAUGAUGAUUGGUUCCACAUGGAGCAUCGAUCCGUGGCGAAGAGGUCGACGGAACCACAUCUCGAAAUGCACCAAAGGCUAAUGAAUGACUUCAGAGUACGUCGAGCGGAGCAACAGCGGGCAAAAUCGCGUACUAAAAGGGAUCUUAUAAUCAAACGUCCGUCCAAUAUACUAACCAUGCUAAACGAUGAGAGGUGGCCUCAGAUGUGGUAUUUGAAUAGGGGAAAAGGGUUAGACAUGAACGUGCAAGGUGCUUGGGCUGAGGGAAUUACUGGAAAUGGCGUCGUGGUCACAAUUCUUGACGAUGGAUUAGAGAAAGAUCAUCCCGAUCUUUUCAAAAAUUAUGAUCCUCAGGCUAGUUACGACGUCAACAGUCACGAUGAAGAUCCCAUGCCAAGGUACGAUCUCGUAGAUAGUAAUCGACACGGCACCAGGUGUGCUGGAGAGGUCGCAGCCACUGCCAACAAUUCUCUUUGCGCUGUAGGUGUUGCUUUCGGAGCUGGCGUAGGUGGUGUUCGAAUGCUGGAUGGCGACGUAACAGAUGCCGUCGAAGCAAGAUCUUUGAGCCUUAAUCCUCAACACAUCGAUAUUUAUAGCGCCUCGUGGGGACCGGAUGACGAUGGCAAGACUGUAGACGGUCCUGGUGAACUGGCCACCAGAGCUUUCAUCGAGGGAAUUACCAAAGGUCGCAACGGUAAAGGUUCGAUCUUCGUGUGGGCGUCCGGGAACGGCGGCCGAGACCAUGAUAACUGCAAUUGUGACGGCUAUACCAAUAGUAUCUGGACGCUGUCGAUCAGUAGUGCGACAGAGAACGGCCUUGUGCCCUGGUACAGCGAGGCAUGCUCGUCCACUCUCGCCACCACAUACAGCUCGGGUUCUACCGGAGAGAAGCAAGUCGUCACUACGGAUCUACAUCAUCACUGUACCAGUAGCCACACCGGCACCUCCGCAUCGGCGCCGUUAGCGGCCGGCAUUUGCGCCCUUGCUUUAGAAGCAAACAGAGAUCUUACUUGGAGGGACAUGCAACACAUCGUAGUCAGGACAGCCAAACCUGCGAAUCUGCAAGCACCAGAUUGGGUAGUCAACGGUGUCGGUAGAAAUG
This is a messenger RNA of Mycetomoellerius zeteki, 1300 nucleotides long. RefSeq names its product furin-like protease 1. The transcript has 6 exons. The record is from RefSeq and is a predicted model, not a curated record. Gene Ontology annotation, molecular function: serine-type endopeptidase activity. The annotation marks the transcript as partial. Gene Ontology annotation, cellular component: trans-Golgi network; Golgi membrane. Gene Ontology annotation, biological process: peptide hormone processing. Lineage: Eukaryota; Metazoa; Arthropoda; Insecta; Hymenoptera; Formicidae.